GUACUCUUUCCCCUGCAAAUCACCAUCAUUUGAAAAUGAUAAUUUGCUUAACUCGGUGCUGACUAGUUCUCAAGCAGUCGUCCAAAAACACCAAUAAACUGUUUCAAAAUACUCGCGCGAUAUUCGAAGUUUGGUCGUAGUUUAAAACGUUUCAAUGUGUAGCGCUAUUUCUACAAUAAUCACGUUUAAAACUUGAAUUUUCCAGUCUCAAAUCCUCGUAUUUAAGAACAUAAUACAGGUAAACAUGUUUUCAAUUAACAAAAUUAAUGUGUGACGUUACGAAAGUAGUGUUGUUGCUUAUAGAAAUGAUCGAAAUUCGUUAAAUUUCGCUUUAAAUUUUGAAAUCGUGACAUCACACUCUAUCGGGGUUCAUAACAUCAGCAAAGACUAGAAGUAUAUUCUAGGUGUUCCGACCCGAUCAAUCAAGUUUUGUCUGUUCCCCCCCACGAAAAUCUCUACUUUAAUGAAAAAUUAGGCAAGAAGAGUAAGGCGAAUUUAAUACGCCUUGAAAAUAUAUAAAAAUUAGCGCUAGACCCCAAAAAAUAAAAGAACGUGAGAGGUGUAUAAGAGGUGUAAAUGCGCGAAAGGGUCCGUCGCCCCCGGCACAUCGAGGCAGUCACAUAUAAAAGUUGUGGUGUAAAUGCUGCUAGAAAGUAGCUGCUAGUCUCGUUUUACAAGAAGGUGUUUGUUUACGUUUGCAGAGACGAGGACUUUGACUGUAGUUCGGGAGGCAAAGGUACUUUUUUAAAGAGGGGGAAUCGUCACAAAGAACGCCGAUUAUGUCAUCAACAGAAUGUCGUCUCGGUGUCUUGAUAGUGGUAGCCGUCUUGACGGGUUUCGUUACGGCAGCACCGGUGAAAAAUCCCUUACGUCCAACGAACAAGCCACGAUGGAAGAACCCGUGCGGCAUCCCCGGUCACGUGUUCAAUGCAAAAGAAGACUUGGUAGGAGCACCCCCCGCCACAGUCCAACAGUUAUUCGACGACAUCCUCCACGCUGCCAAAGUGGCAAGGCAGAACGGAAUGAGGACCAAAGACGCAUUCCUGAACAAAGUAUUCGACGAACCAGAAUUCGAACUGUCGGUGGAAUAUCAAAAAGAAGUCUGGCUCCCAGAUAUACCUAAAUUAACUUUCGAGUAUCUGAAACAAUUAAAAAGAGACGAAGCGUUUAGAACUUCGUACCAAACGCUUCAAUAUUUUGCAGUUGGUUUGGAGCAAGCAAUUUUGGAUCAACUGGAUCAGAAAAUGUAUCUACAACUGUUCAGAAAUGCUGAAAAUGAAUUGGUACAAGUUUUAUGCGAACUUCAAAGAAGCAUGAUCAUCCUGGGAAUCAAACCAAACGCAGAUGUGGAAAGAAAAAUAAUGAAACAAACCCGCAGAAACAUUACAGUAGAAACCCACCGUAAUUUGAGGGAUUAUCUUAUAUUGCGGGACUAUAUCAAAGCUGUCGACUUCGUUGUUAGUGUAUUCGAUUAUCUAAAAUCUACCCACGAAAGUAAUUAAUUGAAAAAACUGUAAUCUGUGUACAAAAGGAAAUUCUGUGAUCCGUUAUAUACACAUUAUUUAUUUUCUUAAUUUAUUUAUAUUUAAAAAAAUACGCAAAUAAGAGGACGAGAAUCAAAUUGCGUACGAAUAUUGUAUUUAAAAUCAUAUUGUAUGGUGUAAAUCAAUAUGAUACCGAAGACCGAAGUUGUAUAACGAACACAGUAACGAAGAGAAAGUUGUGUAAUGAAGUAGUAACGAAGACCAAAGUUGUGAAAUAAGGUGUUACGAAGACCAAGUAGUGUAAAGAGUAUAUUAUUUAAAGCCAAGACACGUGGCUUAGUAGUGAAAAAGGAGCAAAGUUGUGAACGGCUACGUGCGUGUAAACUGCCAACAACACUCGACGUAGAUGAUAACUCUUCCAAAUAAAUUAAAUUUUUAACAAUCGUCGACACGAAGAGACUACCAAAGACAAUGUAAAAUAAAGAACAAACUUUGUAAAAAUUCACACGAUCUUAACGAUAUUUGCCUACCUCUUCUCAACUGCAUUUUUUUGAAUAUUCAAACAAGUGCAACUCGAGACCAAUGAGUUACGUUCAGGUUGUGUUGACGUCUUUUUUAACAGAACUGUGGCCAGUUGAGUUCAUCGUUAAUUAUGUAUAACUUAUAUAUAUUUUUUUUUUUAUCUUCGAGUCAUAUACUUUACAUCGUCUGUCUCGUGUAUACAAGUUUCUUUCGUUACGUGUAAUUUGCGACAUUAUUUUUUUAAGUAUUCGCGUUUAUAAGUUAAGAGUCACGACUUUUUCUUCCCAUAAUUAUAAUCUCCAAAAGAAAAGCAAUAAUUUUUAAAGUGUAGAAGAUUUUUUAGAAGGUUACACCAACUUAAAUGAAAAGUUCCUACCAUGUUAUGUUUAAUGAUUUUUUUCCUAUUAUUCCAGUAUUUUUUGAUGGUGUUAUACCAAAGAGUAAUUAAUUGUAAGCGACGAAGUGACGUGUAACAUAUUUUUUGUAGUAAAAAAAAGAUCGGUUAUCGAAAAAAUUUUUAAA
This is a messenger RNA of Centruroides sculpturatus (bark scorpion), 2528 nucleotides long. RefSeq lists its product as uncharacterized. The transcript has 4 exons. The coding region runs from base 780 to 1502 and encodes 240 amino acids. Lineage: Eukaryota; Metazoa; Arthropoda; Arachnida; Scorpiones; Buthidae. The record is from RefSeq and is a predicted model, not a curated record.